Mus musculus (house mouse) is the source of this 2169-nucleotide messenger RNA. RefSeq names its product cytochrome P450, family 2, subfamily j, polypeptide 8 (gene Cyp2j8). Lineage: Eukaryota; Metazoa; Chordata; Mammalia; Rodentia; Muridae. The record is from RefSeq and is marked validated. The transcript has 9 exons. Gene Ontology annotation, cellular component: endoplasmic reticulum membrane. Gene Ontology annotation, molecular function: heme binding; iron ion binding; oxidoreductase activity, acting on paired donors, with incorporation or reduction of molecular oxygen. The coding region runs from base 12 to 1523 and encodes 503 amino acids.
AGACUCUCACCAUGUUUGCUACUAUAGGUUGCCUGGUGUCUAACAUCUGCUCAGAAAUCCAUCUCUGGACUCUGCUGCUGGCUGCUCUCACCUUGCUGCUCCUGGUUGACUACAUCAAAAACAGGCACCCCAAGAACUACCCUCCUGGACCAUGGCGCCUGCCAUUUGUGGGCAACUUGUUUCAGUUUGAUUUAGAUGUGUCACAUCUGCAUUUGGGGAUCCAGCCGUUUGUGAAGAAGUAUGGAAACCUAAUUAGCCUGGAUUUUGGUACCAUCCCUUCAGUGAUCAUAAGUGGAGAACCCUUAAUAAAAGAAGCAUUAACUUGCAUGGGACAGAACUUUUUGAAACGCCCCAUUUUAGCGGCAAGGCAACAUAUUUUUAAAAACAAUGGAAUUAUUUCCUCUAGUGGCCAAACAUGGAAGGAACAAAGAAGGUUCACACUGAUGAUACUCAAGAAUUUUGGAUUAGGGAAGAAAAGCUUAGAACAACGCAUACAGGAUGAGGCUCACCAUCUUGUGGAAGCCAUAGCAGAGGAGAAAGGACGGCCUUUUGACCCUCACUUCAUGAUCAAUAAUGCAGUUUCCAAUAUCAUUUGUUCCAUCACUAUUGGGGAACGUUUUGAGUAUGAAGACAAUCAGUUUCAGGAGCUACUGAAGUUAGCAGAUGAGACCCUGUGUUUGGAGGCAUCAAAGGUGUUAAUGCUCUACAAUGUCUUUCCAUCUAUAUUUAAAUAUCUUCCUGGACCACAUCAAAAACUUUUCAGCAACUGGGAAAAACUGAAAUUGUUUUUUUCCCAUGUGAUGGACAGUCACCGGAAAGAUUGGAAUCCUUCUGCACCAAGAGACUUCAUUGAUGCUUUCCUUACAGAAAUGGCAAAGUACUCAGACAAGACAACUACAAGUUUUAAUGAAGAAAAUCUCAUCUGCACCACUCUGGACCUCUUCUUUGCUGGAACAGAGACAACAUCCACAGCACUGCGUUGGGCUCUGCUCUACAUAACUGUUAAUCCAGAAGUGCAAGAAAAAGUACACUCUGAGAUUGACAGAGUGAUUGGCCAAGGGAGACACCCAACCAUAGAUGACCGAGACUCCAUGCCCUACACCAAUGCUGUCAUCCAUGAGGUACUGAGGAUGGGUAACAUCAUCCCUUUGAAUGUUCCCAGGGAAGUAGAAGCUGAUAUCACACUGGCCGGAUUCCACCUGCCUAAGGGCACCAUGGUUUUGACCAAUCUGACUGCUCUUCAUAGGGACCCCAAAGAGUGGGCCACUCCAGAUGUCUUUAAUCCAGAGCACUUUUUGGAGAAUGGUCAGUUUAAGAAGAGAGAAUCUUUUCUACCAUUCUCAGUGGGAAAGAGAGGUUGCCCUGGAGAACAACUAGCAAGAUCUGAACUGUUCACGUUCUUCACUGCUCUUAUGCAAAAAUUUACCUUCAAGCCCCCAAUCAAUGAGAAGCUGAGCCUGAAUUUCAAAAUGGGCGUCGCUCUUUCCCCAGUCAGCUAUUGCAUCUGUGCUGUACCUAGAUAAUGAUGCUGGAAAAGAAAAAAAGAAUGAGAAUUCAUGGUAUAUGCCCUGAAGCUUCAAGGCCUUGCUCGUAUGAGAGGAGAAAGAUGUUACAGAAUGAAGGUGGUUCAAGAAAUAUUGAAGAAAUUGGGCUAAGAAAUUAAAUCAAAUUUUUGGAUUCUUAGGCCCUUAAUUUGGCAAUGAGCAAAUCUUUUCUGAGCUCAGUGGCAUAUCUUUUCAUCUAAAAGUUUCAAGGACAAAGGUGCUUUUCUCUUUUAAUGUAAAUGCAUUAAAAUGAAUUAAAAAGAAAUUAAAGUUUAAAAUUCAAUUUUAAUUAUUAAUGAAAUUUAAAUAUGCUUGGUAUAUCAUGAGUCACAUCUGAAGAACUGUGCAGUCACUGUUAAUUCUUACUUUGAUACACUUUUAUUUGCUUCUAGUCCAUUGAUAUGUUAGCCUAAAGUAGUGCAAAGAGAGAAUAUAAGAAUCAGAACAGAGUUUCUUAUUGUACCCACAGAAAAAGACCAUGAAACCUCUCCCAUAUGACAGAACUCUCAUUAACUUAUGUAGUUCUACUUUCAAGUAGUCCUGGAAACCAACAGAGCAGGAAUGUUUCUCUACUCACAGAUAGGCAAAGUAAGUGGAAUAAAAUCAAUUUCCUUUUUUAUUUUAA